AUGGUGCUUUCACCGGUGUUGCUGUCGCUUCUUUGUUGCAAUCUUUGUCUCCAAAGCUUGCUGUGGGGUUUGGAAGCUAUGUACUCUAGACAAGCCGUUUCUCUUCCUCCAGACAGCGCUGUCAACUACUUUGCCCGUUACAAUGCCGGAAACUGGAUUGCCACUGCCUCUUUGCAAGCUCAAGGUGCUUUGGUCGGUACUUUCUGGAGAAAGGUUACCGACAAAGUUGAAGCCGGUUUGGAGACCCAAUUGGUUGCCUCUGCUAAGCCAAUUGUCGACUCCUUGAUGGGCACUCCUAUUGGCUACGAGCCUGUUGUGGAGGGCCAGACCACCCUUGGUGCCAAGUACGAAUACCGUCAAUCUGUCUUUAGAGGCCAAAUCGACUCCACCGGUAAGGUUGGAGUGUUUAUGGAAAAGAGAGUCUUGCCAACCGUGUCCAUUUUGUUCUCUGGUGAAAUCGACCACGUCAAGAACGCUUCGAAGUUGGGUGUUGGUUUGCAAUUCGAGUCGGCUGGUAGUGAGCAAUUGAUGUUGAUGCAGCAGGGCUUGGUUGAUGCCAACGGUAACCCUGUUCCUGGCGCUCCCCAGUUGUAA
Messenger RNA from Clavispora lusitaniae ATCC 42720, 594 nucleotides. Lineage: Eukaryota; Fungi; Ascomycota; Pichiomycetes; Serinales; Metschnikowiaceae. The record is from RefSeq and is a predicted model, not a curated record.